AAAAUCGACAAGUUGUCCUCAGACCUGAACGAGAGUGAUUUUUGUGUGGACCCACAGGUACAAACAAAGCCACGAAUUGAGCCACGGCUCAAUUGGUGGAGCUUUCGGCUUCAGGGAUAAGCCCUGAGACUAAGCUAUUGGAUGAAUAGACUUCCAAAAAUAACGGCCCAAAAAGCAAACUGGGAAAACUAUCAUACAACACAAUUGAAAGUCCGCAUCAGAUGUGUUCCAAUCAGCCAUUGCGGCACUCGAGUACCAACUCUCCAAGGCGUCGCGCGCCAACUUCUGGAGUUCGGAACGCUUGUUCUUCGGUUGUUUCGAGCGAGUUUUCCAACACUCGCUCAAGCUGCUCCUCACGGCUGCGCCGGCUUGCCUCCAUGUCAAAUGCCUUUGGGCAAACACUCAUUGCCAAGUAACGGAAAAUUUCAUAAUAAUCAGGUUCAGAACAAUCAACCUCAGGCAGAGUCGCCCAUGCUUGAGGUCUUUGAACAUUGCCCCUGGGGCCAGCCAUUGUCAAAGCCAAAGAAUUUAAACGGCAUGUUGUGUUGAGGGGCGAUUCUAGGUUCGAGAGCUCGUAUGCUUCUAGGUUCGAGAGCCCGUAUGCUUGCCUGCGAGUCUACGGAACUAUAUAGCGACCUUAGGUACCUGGUUGGUCACUGCGCCUAGUGACGUCCAAAGCUUCUCGAAUUUCAAGCUUUACAAGCGGCAAUCGGCUCUAGGACGAGUCUUACAAAGGCAUCGUUCAGUCGCUUUGCCUCGACGGCCGAAGUUCCCGUCUCCACACCCAAGGAACGACCACUCACGGCCAAAAGGCAGCACCUGAUCGAGUCGACAAAGACAGAACCAACAAGGCCCCUGAGUUGCAUGGCUUUCGUGCCUUCGACCUCCUUCAUGACGUCCCAGUGCACCUUGGUGAGUGUUGUCGCUUUCCGCAGCUGGCUGCUGCUGAAAAGUGGCCGCCAGUGCGCCACCUCAAGCAGAACCACCCCCAGGCUGUAGAUCUCGGCGACCUUGGUCCAGCCUGACUGUGCCACAGAUGGGUGUCGGUAGUAGUCCAACCCACCUUCGUUACCAGUACCGCCAUCGCCGCCCCAUUCCCCCGCCUCCAGGGAGUUGUCGUCUGAGGGCCGACUGUACUGGAACCCACAGAUGUAGGGUGAGGUAACAUCUGACGAUGGUGACGAUGGUGACGAUGGUGACGAUGAUGACGAUGGGCUACUCCCCCACGCUGCGGCGGAAGAGGGCCACGUGCCUGGGCCGAAAAGUACGUUGCUACUGCGCAUGGACUUGUGAAGCCAGUCGGACACAUGCAGGAGCGAUACGGCAGAUGCAAGCCUGUACGCCAGUGCGAGGCGGUCGCCUAGCGGCGGACGAGAGUGGUGCAACUUGGCAGCCUGUAUGAGAUCAAGCAGUGACGCUGGCACUUGCCGGGCUGGUGACCUCGGAGGUAGGCGGUAGACAAAUCCGAUGCGUUGCACCGAGCCGUCAGUACUCUCUUCAUGGGACCUGUCGCGGUACAGGCCUAGGGAUUCAAACAGACAGAAGUCGGCAGCGGCCCCAGCUGAGCAAAGUAGGGUUCCGAGCGCCUCAAUACGGGUAAGAAUUUCGGCUUGAGCUGGGUUCCCAGCUGUCACUACCUUCCACUCCACCAGCACUGGCGUCUUUGUUUUCCCUUUUUUCUGGUACUCGCCCAUGUAUCUCGACUUCGCUUGGCUGACGUCGGCAUGGUCAUGGACCUCGAAGCUUUCCAACUCGGCCGUAUUGAUAUAAGUAACCCGCUUGGCCGCCUCCUCCACCUUUUCGGCCUGUAUGGCCUUGGCCCGCGCGAGCAGCUUGACGAUGCUGGACGGUGUUCUCUUCUCGGACCCAUCGUCAUCGGAUGCCAGAUUGCUUUUAUCUUUUGCAAUUCCCUCCUUUACUUGCACAAUAACCUGGUCAAUGAGUUGUUGUAUAUUGAUACUGCUUUUGACAAUUGAGGGAAGAAAUCUUUCGAGCCCAUCCAGGACGGUCGUGGCGAUUUGUGCCUCGUUAAGCUCCUUGGGCCUGACACGGACCCAAAAGUCGUCGAGCUCCUUGAGUACGCCGGCCACGACGCGAGCAGCUUCGUCCUCUUCAGCCUUUGCGAGGUCCCAAAGGUCGUUGUUAAGUUGUGCUAGCUGUUCAACAAGCUUCUGGAAUUCCUCUUUGUGCGAUAGGCACCAGCGAAGCCGGGACCUAAAACUAUUGGGCUUCAGUGUCUUCUGCUCCUUCAGCAUCGCGACCCAGGAGCUUUUUGAUUCGGGAGCAACGAGACCAUCGCCUGUGGUGGCCGCGGGGGUUCCCGGCUGCUCUUCGCCCAGGUUGUACUUAUCGAGGAACUUGGAUGCGGCGAAUUGCUGUCUACGUUGGACUUCAUUCAAAUGGCUUAGAAAAACUUCUUGGUCCCUACGAGGCCGUUGAAGCAGGAUACACGCCCCAUCCGGCUCGUCAACCUUGCAAUACCGGCCCAGCUGUUCGAAUUUGAAGGCCUCGAAGCGGUAGCGUAGGGCCAGGUAAUGAAGCCCGGUGUCCUCAAGGAAGAGGUCGGAAAGCGCGUUAUAUCCAUCCAGCGCCCCUUUGAAGCCGAACAGAAGCCCGGCAGCCCCGAGAGCAGUACCAACGGCAAAUUCCAUAAGCCUUUCUUUUCGGUUGUUGUCCUAAUUUUGUUGGUUAUCUUCCUUGGCGGAGGUGUUCGAACUGUCAACCCUUGAUGUCGGUCCUGGUCGCAUCUUGCCAGGCUUCCGGCGUGCGCAAAUGUUAGUUUUUACACCUCUUAGAUUGAUUUCCUUUUCUUUAGAAUAAGCCUACCAAACCUUUUAUCCAAUCAUAGGAAACAAUUCAAGUACGAAUUGGGAACAGCCGCCAAGCUGCAACCGCAAAGCUACGUGGCUGUUCUUUAUUUGAUCGCACCCGUGGUGGUUGCGAACACUGUACUACUUCAAACUUUGGGUGUCGCCAAUGAGAAGAAAUAAUCGAUGACCCCUCUCUAGAUGGAGAUCUUAUUUGUUCCUCACCUUCUCACUACCGUGGCCUGCUUUCUCGGGUCUUCCCCACCUUCACCAUGCCCGAUGUGUCAUCGUUCUGGCCGGAGUCUUCCUCCUUUGGGCUCUACGCGUUGACAAAAUCCGGAAGCGAGACGGCUGAGAGCGACGUGAAUGAGCUCUCGCCGCUGGCAACGAACCCUGAAGCAUCCGCCAUUUUCGAACUAGCUGUUCAUCUGAACUUACCCUCGCGCGAUGUGCCAUAUCUCAUGGAUAUCAGGUCUUCUGAGACGGACCUUUUGCACCCCAAGUACGGGCGGUUCUCAACGCUCACUAUGCUCGGCACGGGUGCAACCUGCGGCGUGAUGCUGUACCGCACCGGGCCCGUCGAUAGGGCCCUUUGCCCUCCAGGAACCCUUAUUGCUGUUAAGAGAUACCACCCUGUCCACGAGGAGCAACACGCGGAUGCCUGGAAGAAGACACAUCAACUGUUGUGGCGAGAACUGAUAACCUUGUGUCAUCCACUUCUGAAAGAUGACGAAAACGUUUGUAAUUUGAUUUUCGUUAUAUGGGAAGACGCGAGCUUGCUACCGGCCCUGGCUCUCGAAUUCGCGGCAUACGGAAGCCUUGAAGACUGCCUCCAGGACAUACGGUCAUACAGCCCUUCGUUGAGGAAGGCCCAUCUUAGCCUUGACAUCGCAGCUGGUCUUACUGCCAUUCACCAGUGCGGCCUAGUCCACGGCGAUAUAAAACCAGCCAAUAUCUUGAUCUAUCAUCACAAUUCCAGGCUUAUUAUUGCCAAAAUAUCAGACCUUAACGGUGUUGCACCUGCGACCAGAUACGCCUCUGUUGCCUAUACGAUGGCAACCCCAUCCUGGCAGGCCCCGGAGGUUGUGUGUACUCCUAAAGAGCUCGUCAACUACCGACUAGCAGACGUUUAUUCCUUUGGCAUGGUGCUGGCAACGAUGUGGACCAAGGCCGGCUGGAUCCCCCGCGGCGGCUGCGUUAUCGAUGCGUGCCUCAUGUGGAAUCUUAGUAGGCCAGAUCGUGAAAGAUUCAUCCAGACAGUGAAGCUGAUGCCGGACGAUCGGGAGAAGAGUGCGUUAAACAUAUCUCUGAAAAUGACGCGUGCAGAGUUGGUUGAGCUCUUGCCCUUGGCAGAUAUCAUCAAAAACACGCUGUCCACGUUGCCACUCACCCGUUCGCCAAUGGAAGACAUCUUAAGAGCCCAUUUUGUGGGCUUUGCUCACGCACACGCGCGAGUUAGCCAACCUACAGAAACCAACAGUAAGAUAUGGAACGACCGAUCGGGGCCCCCUUUACCGCUCCUGACGAGCUACAAUCAGCAAAGUGACAAAUUUCGGCGAAAUAUGUUCUGCAGCAUUUUGCGAGCGGCUGAGGAGCGGGAAAAGACAAUCUCAAUGCCCUUUGAAGGAUUCGACGACCUCAUUGACAGACCUGAGGAUGAUGAGCAAUUACUGUUGGAACAUAUCAAGGCUCUGUUUCAAGCAAACCGCAAGAAGUUUCUAUUUAACCCCGAGGCUCGCAAACUGGGCUCCCUGGCGCAGAAUCUGGCACUGUCACUUUUUUUAGGGGUUGGGAUACAAGAGGAUGAAGUCAUGGCAAUGAGGUGGCUUUCAUUUGGUGCUCUCGCGGGCGAUGGGUAUUGUCCGUUUUGGUAUGCAAUAUUCGAGGCCUCAACUGCCUCGAGGCGGCAAGAACCACGGACCUCAGGUCCUCUUCCGCAGCGGCUUUGGUGUGCACUGGCCGCCCUCAACGGCUUGCCGUCGGCCUGGAAGAGCUUUGCGACGAGCAGUCCCCAACUUCGUCCGGCAAUGGAAAGGCUCAUGCGGCAAAUGUUUUGCGGCGGCCAGAGAGGGACGCGCGCGUUUGACUCCAAGUCUCUACUAACCCUCCACGAAUCUCUGAGACAAAACCCCGAACUAGCCGGGCUGCCAGCUUUCAUCGGGCAAAAACAAGAUCCCCGCGGGACAACGCCGGUGCACAUCAUCGCUGCCUCAGGUGGAGUUGAGAUGCUUGACUCCCUCCUAGCGAAAAUCGGCUCGGAAGGAUUUGUCAACAUCAAGAACUCGCUUGGAGAGACGCCAAUGUUCUACGCCCUUCGGGCGGGGAGAGAUGAUAUCGCACGAUACCUCCACAGCAAGGGCGCGUCAGUCUCAGACGUCAGCACCGAGGGGCUAACGCCCAUGCACUGCCUCAGCGCGGUCAUGAUCGAAGACGAAGAGGCGGCAAAGCUUGCACUAACUUUUUCCCGCGGUGACGCGAAGCUCGAUACGGUGGCGUUCAAACGAGACCUAGAGACUGCUGUCUACACUGCGGACUUGGCAGCAGGUACUCCCUUGUUUUGGGCCGCAUUCGAGUCUCGGCCGCUACUUUUCUCUGCGUUACUGGAACUGCAUGCGAGACCGGGUCACCAUAUACAUCGGAGAGACUACGACUGGCUGGUUCAGAUCCUGGCAUGUCUCAACCAGCACGAGAUGCUCAUGGGAGCCCUCGAAGUGCGGGACCGUGUCACGGAGGGUUCAGAUUCAGCCAAAACAGAAAAGGCGCCGACAACGCAGCAGCUAGGACAACGGCUCGAGGUCUAUUACUUUCAAACUCCUCGCGAAUGGAUUCUUGACGGUUGUCCUCGUGUAUUUUACACCAGACUCCUGUGCUCUGUCCUUGCUCCAAACCCCCGUUUGCUUUGGUAUCGACGGAUUUUGCAUCUUGAACGCCUCGCAGAAGCUAAGAGGCGGACCGUAGAGCUGCUUUUAAGGCAUGGCGCCAAACCAGAAGGUGAUGACUAUGGAGAGGUUCCUUUGAAACAAGCCAUCCUCAGCCGCGACACAGUCCCAUUUAAAAUGAUGCUGGAGCACCUGAUAGUCUCUGUCGGUCGCGAAACGGUAGAAAAGCACUUUUCUGAUCAUCUUGUAUAUGAUGGGCAGAACGCGCUCAUGCAAGCAAUCGAGUCUGACGCUCGGGAGAUCUUCAGGCUUCUCAUAGAAAAGCAUCCCUCCUUGGUAAAUUUUAAAUCAUCCAAGGAUGGGAAAACGCCCUUGCACACCGCAGCCAGCUCGACCUGGCCGGGAUUGGUACAGGCGCUGCUUGCGAAAAGGGGCGACCUCUUGACCCUUCGGGACCAUCUCGGUCUGACCGCGUUCGCGGAGGCCAUAAUGGUCGGCCCGAACCUCGAGGCCGCCGCCGAAAUAGCCCGUCACCUGACUAUCGCUGGAGCAGAAGUCCUAAGAGCGGUUCUCGGCCCGGAUCCAACUAGCGGAUUCACUUUAUUCGGCCAGGUGGUGAUGUACCUGGCCCGGCACUGCAGCGACCGCGGGAUGUAUCGACUCCGCUUCCUUGUCCAACGUUACGGCCCGCCGUCUUUUUUGCCAUCAGUGGGCAAAAGCUGCAACAUAUUCGGGUUAGUCAUAUGGCAGCGCCCAAUGCCAACCCACGUCGAGGCUGUGGCGCUGCACCGCAGCUUGCUCCAGUACCUACUGGAGCUUUUUCCUGAUAAAAUCAAUUACGUCGAUGACGAAGGUAUGGCUCCCCUGCACUGGGCCACUCUAUUCUGCGACAUGCCCGCUGUGGAACUGCUGCUCAAGAUGGGAGCCAAUUCGUCCCUCGAGGUCGCCGCCGGAGCGAUGAUGGGACUCACCGCGUUCGACCUGGCUGUGAAUCUACCCCAGUUAGCGGCCCUUGCAGGAAUACCCACCCUUGGAGGCAAGAAGGAAAAUGACCUCUGGCAGGUGAACCUUGAAAGAAUCCUCAAGCUGCUGAGCGUGGGGGACGAAUCCAUAGCCACGGUUGCGGAAGCAAUUGCCAGGACAGCCCCCGACUUCGGGGCGAGCACAAAGUCGCAUGAAGACCUUGUGCGUGGCAAGCCGGUGCCGCUGGAUGAAGGCGGAAGCGAGGAAUACCGCCGAAGGAUCCCCAGGGAGCCCAGCAGCUCACCAUCCCCGUCCCCAACGCAGGAUGGGCCGCCAGGGACCUCGUUGUGGAGCUACAUAAGCGUCGACGGCCUAACAAAGUUUUGCAGCGCCGGGGAGGGACCCGCUAUCCCUCCUGAGAGGUACCUCAAAGAGAGGCCAGUUCCGCCAGCGGCCUUUGCUGCGGAUUUGCAAGCUGAGAACCGUGCAAUGAUACGGUUCAGGAACAAGAUGGACAUCAUUUCCGUUUAUGCAAGCCACGCCAGGCAACAUCUCCCGGCUGACUGGGGCGUCCACAUAAAGCCGGACUUCAAUGCGGUGUAUUACAAGAAUAUCAAAAGCGGGAUAACGACGUCUGAGUUCCCUGGAGGUUUGAAGCCUGUGAUGAAGAACCAUGAAGUGUUGCAAAGAUGGAUUAACAGCCUUUAGUAACCGGCUUGGGGCAAUGAUUAACAUUCCGUGUCGAGAUAAGUUGAAAGCUUAAAAGGGCAAAAAGAUAAAGCAGUCUGCCAGGGAGCCACCAACAUGGGCGACCGCCUUGGCAGCCGGGACACAGCCCUAGCCCUCCAUCCAUACCGGGAUACUGUGCUUACAACCAACAGCCGUGGAGAGCAGUUCUGCUUGGCCAUUGUGUGAAUCACCACAAUCUCAGGUGUUUCAUAAGCUGGCAGGAAAACGCCGCAAGACACAGAGUAUUGGCAACCGACUCAUUGAAAAGCAUGCAGCCAGACUUGGCCUUCAUAUCUUUGUUAAGGGGAAAGGUCGAGCUCGAAAUAAACUUAGUAGUUGCACAGGGGCCAUGGCUUUUCUCUCUCUCUCUCUCUCUCUCUCUCUCUCUCUCUCUCUCUCUCUCUCUCUCUCUCUCUCUCU
Molecule: messenger RNA, 7798 nt
Organism: Pyricularia grisea
Lineage: Eukaryota; Fungi; Ascomycota; Sordariomycetes; Magnaporthales; Pyriculariaceae
Exons: 3
Coding region: 3080-7357 (1425 amino acids)
Biological process (GO): protein phosphorylation
Cellular component (GO): cytoplasm; nucleus
Molecular function (GO): ATP binding; protein kinase activity; protein binding
Source: RefSeq, a predicted model, not a curated record